GUUUUGAAGCUGAAUGCCAAAGUUGACGAUACAAACGAGUGAACUUGGUGACUCGGUUGAGAAAGUUACGUUAUCUUGAUUUUCCUGCUCCCUUCGGUUUCUUUCUUUCUUUCUUUGUUGAAUUGAAUUCACACACUUCAUUCAUCCACACACUUCAUUCACUUCACUUCAUUCCAUCCAUUCAUGUCUUCCACCAAUAAUUUUCGACAAUCUGCGAAAGCAAUUUCUAAUUGGAGAAAAGUUAGAAUAGUAUUUAGUGCACUUGCUCGCUUCAAAUACUAUGCAUCUCUUCGAAACGACACAUGGAUGCAUGAUGUGUUCCUAAGUUUUAGUGGAAAGGAGACGCGUGCAUCUUUCACUUCGCAUCUCUAUGCUUCUCUUCAAAACGCCGGAUUUCGUGUUUUCAGGGACGACGAUUCGCUUCAAAGAGGAGAUCACAUUUCAACAUCACUCUUGCGAGCAAUUGAACAGACUCGAAUUUCUAUCAUCGUUUUUUCAAAAAAUUACGCCCAAUCGCGAUGGUGUCUUGAUGAGUUGUUGAGGAUAAUGGAGUGUCAGAAAACCAUUGGACAAAUUGUUCUUCCAGUGUUCUUCAAUGUAGAUCCAUCGGAAGUCCGUCAUCAAACCGGUGAAUUCGGAAAAGCAUUUCAAAUUCUUUUGAAUAGGAGGAUAGAGAAGGAAGAACCUGAGUUGAUAGAAUUCAACUUGGAGAUGAAGUUGAGAACAGCGCUUCGUCAGGCAGCUGGCCUUGCUGGGUUCGUUGUCCCAAACUCCAGGAAUGAAAGUAAGGCUAUCCAGGAUAUUGUUGAAAAUGUUACGCGUAAGCUUGACAAGACAGAAUUGUUUAUUGCUGAUAAUCCAGUGGGAGUUGAAUCUCGAGUGCAAGGUAUGAUUCAACUAAUGGAGCAAGAUAUCCAACAAUCAAAUGAUGUUCUUCUACUGGGGAUGUGGGGUAUGGGGGGAGUUGGUAAAACAACCAUUGCCAAAGCUAUUUACAAUAAAAUUGGCCGCAAUUUUGAAGGUAGAAGCUUCCUUGCAAAUAUUAGGGAAGUUUGGGAGGAAAAUGCUGGAAAAGUGAAUUUACAAGAACAACUUCUCUUUGAUAUCUGCAAAGAUAUGGCAACCAAAAUUCAAAGCAUUGAAUGCGGAAAAAUCAUAUUAAAGGAUAGACUCUGCCAUAAAAGAGUAUUAAUAUUACUCGAUGACGUUAAUACAUUGGACCAACUAAAUGCUUUGUGUGGAAGUCGUAAGUGGUUUGGUUCGGGAAGCAGAAUAAUCAUCACCACAAGAGACAGACAUAUACUUAGUGGGAAUAGGGUUAAUAAAGUAUUCAAAAUGAAACACAUGGAUGAAAGUGAAUCAAUUGAGCUAUUCAGUUGGCAUGCAUUUAAGCAAGCGAGUCCUGCGAAAGAUUUUGCUAAAAUUUCUAGAAAUGUAGUGGAGUAUUCUGGGGGAUUGCCACUAGCUUUGGAAGUUAUUGGGUCAUAUUUGUUUGACAGAGGGAUAACAGAAUGGAAAAGUGCAUUGGACAAACUCAAAAGAAUUCCUAAUAAUCAAGUACAGAAGAAGUUAAGAAUAAGCUAUGAUGCUUUAAAUGAUGAUUAUGAGAAAGAAAUAUUCCUUGAUGUAGCUUGUUUCUUUAUUGGGAAGGACCGAAAUGAUGUUACACUUAUAUUAGAUGGAUGUGGACUUUUUGCUGAAAUUGGAAUAAGUAUCCUUGUUGAGCGAAGUCUUGUCACUGUUGAUGAUAAGAACAAACUUGGAAUGCAUGAUUUGUUGCGAGAUAUGGGAAGAGAAAUCAUUCGUGGGAAAUCACCAGAAGAGCUCGAGGAGCGUUGCAGGUUGUGGUUUCAUGAGGAUGUGCUUCAUGUAUUAUCAGAUCAAACUGGAACAAAAGCUAUUAAGGGGCUGGCGUUGAAGUUGCCAAGAGCUAAUGAAAAACGUUUUAGCACUAAAGCAUUCAAGAAGAUGAACAAACUCAGAUUGCUCCAACUUGCUGGGGUAAAACUUGAUGGAGAUUUUGAAUAUCUUUCCAGAAAUCUGAGAUGGCUGUCUUGGAAUGGAUUUUGUUUAGCACAUAUACCAACAAAUUUGUGUAGAGAAAAUUUAGUUUCCAUCGAGUUAGAGAAUAGCCAUGUCAAACUAUUAUGGAAAGAGGCCCAGAUGAUGGAAAAGCUAAAAAUUCUAAAUCUUAGUCAUUCUCAUUGUCUGACGCACACCCCAGACUUUUCAUACUUGCCUAAGCUUGAAAAGUUAGUACUCAAAGAUUGUUCAAUGCUGUCUGAGGUUUCUCCUAGCAUUGGGAAUCUCGGCGAAAUUCUUCUAAUAGAUUUUGAAGAUUGUGUUAGCCUUCGUAACCUUCCAAGAAGCAUUUAUAAGUUGAAAUCUCUAAAGACUCUUAUUCUUUCAGGGUGUGUAAUGAUUGAGAAGUUGGAAGAGGAUAUAGAACAGAUGGAAUCAUUAACCACUCUGCUUGCAAAUAACACUGCAAUAAAAAGGGUACCCUUUUCAGUAGUACGGUCAAAAAGCAUUGGAUACAUUUCAUUGUGUGGCCAUGUAGGAUUUUCACAUGAUGUUUUUCCAUCUAUCAUUUGGUCUUGGAUGUCACCAACAAAUUAUCUCCCACCCCUAUUUCAAACAUGUAAUAUGAUGUCAUCUCUUGUUCCUUUAGAUGUACCACAUAGUAGUUCCCAUGAACUAUCAUCAAUUUUCAAGUACCUUCCAAUUCUUCGAAGUCUUUGGGUGGAAUGUAGCUCGGAACUUCAACUUUCUCAUGAUGCAGCAACAAUUUUGGAUGUCUUAUAUGCGAUAGAUUAUAAGGAGAUGGAACCAACUGCAAUUACAUCACAAGUAUCAAAUAAGACUACUUCUACAUCACAAGUAUCAAAACAUUCCUCAACGUCUCUUUUAAUUCAAAUUGGAAUGAAUUGCCGAAUAACUAAUAUUCUGAAAGAGAUAAUUUUACAGCAGAAUAUGGAUGGCAACGGGAGUGGUGGUUGUUUCCUCCCCAAUGAUAGUUAUCCAAAUUGGUUAACCUAUAGUUCUGAAGGUUCUUCUGUGAAAUUUGAAGUUCCUCAAGUGGAAGGGCGUAACUUGAAGACAAUUAUGUGCAAUGUCUGUACUUCAACUCCGGAUAAUGUAACAUCUAGUGGCCUUAAAAACAUGUUAUUGAAAAAUUACACAAAGGCCACCAUUCAGCUUUAUAAGAGUGAAGCAUUAGUCUCCUUUGAAGAUGAAGAGGGGCAGAGGGUAGUAUCAAGUCUAGAACCUGGUAACAAAGUGGAGAUCCAUUUUGUUCUCGAGAAUGAUUUCAUUGUGAAGAAGACAACAAUUUAUCUCGUAUACGAUGAACCAGUUUCCAAAACAAUGGAGUUGUAUCAUGUCAAGAGAUUCUCUACUGAUGAGGAGUGUUGAGAAGAUGAACUUUGAUGUAAAGAGAGAAAGAAAGAGAGAAAAAUGUGAAAAAGGGAAUGAGAUUUUUAUUAACUUGUAAUAUAAGGAAGUACAGCUUAUAUAGAGUUUGUUACAUGAGGGAACAAGAUAAGAUAUUGUGUACUCAUCUAUACUAUAUAGUAACUAACUAUUUGACAACUAAUCAAGUUAGUUACAAGCUA
This is a messenger RNA of Medicago truncatula (barrel medic), 3614 nucleotides long. Its product is annotated as disease resistance protein RPV1. The record is from RefSeq and is a predicted model, not a curated record. Gene Ontology annotation, molecular function: ATP hydrolysis activity; ADP binding. The coding region runs from base 184 to 3414 and encodes 1076 amino acids. Gene Ontology annotation, biological process: defense response; signal transduction. The transcript is spliced from 5 exons. NCBI's taxonomy places the organism in Eukaryota, Viridiplantae, Streptophyta, Magnoliopsida, Fabales, Fabaceae.